This is a messenger RNA of Mauremys mutica (yellowpond turtle), 4814 nucleotides long. RefSeq names its product nicotinamide nucleotide adenylyltransferase 2 (gene NMNAT2). Gene Ontology annotation, cellular component: Golgi apparatus. Bases 140 to 1012 code for a protein of 290 amino acids. Gene Ontology annotation, molecular function: nicotinamide-nucleotide adenylyltransferase activity; nicotinate-nucleotide adenylyltransferase activity. NCBI's taxonomy places the organism in Eukaryota, Metazoa, Chordata, Testudines, Geoemydidae. Gene Ontology annotation, biological process: NAD+ biosynthetic process. The transcript has 11 exons. The record is from RefSeq and is a predicted model, not a curated record.
UGUGAUGCUCCUAUACAGACAGGGAUCCCCUUUACCCUACCAGCCGAAGGGGAGGCGGCAAUGGCAGGAACUCUUGCUGCCUUGUGUCCUGGCCUUUUAAAGGGACCUUAUUCCAGACCUUUCUGAAGCCAGACCCCACAUGGGGAACAUGCCCUGCCUUGGCUCUCUCUGUGAAAGAGCCCGGGAUUAUCUGCACAAGACUGGAAGGUUCAUUGUAAUUGGUGGAAUCGUCUCACCUGUACAUGACUCCUAUGGGAAGCAGGGCCUGGUCUCCAGCCGACACCGUCUGACCAUGUGCCAACUGGCCGUUCAGUCCUCUGACUGGAUCAGGGUGGACCCCUGGGAGUGCUAUCAGGACACCUGGCAGACUACCUGCAGCGUACUGGAACACCACCGUGAUCUGAUGAAGCGAGUGACUGGCUGCAUCCUCUCCAAUGUGAACACGCCUUCCAUGACCCCAGUGAUUGGACAGCCCCAGAAUGAGUCUCCACAGCCCAUUUACCAGAACAGCAAUGUUUCCAACAAGCCCACAGCAGCAAAGAUCUUGGGGAAGAUGGGAGAAAGCCUGAGCCGGAUUUGCUGUGUCCGUCCACCAAUGGAGCGCUUCACCUUUGUGGAUGAGAAUGCGAAUUUGGGGACCGUGAUGAGAUACGAGGAGAUUGAGCUUCGUAUCUUAUUGCUUUGUGGCAGUGACCUGCUGGAGUCCUUCUGUAUCCCAGGCCUCUGGAAUGAGUCUGAUAUGGAGGUGAUUGUCGGGGACUUUGGGAUCGUGGUGGUGCCUCGGGACGGCACAGACACAGACCGGAUUAUGAACCAUUCCUCAAUACUCCGCAAGUACAAAAACAACAUCCUGGUUGUGAAGGAUGACGUGAACCACCCAAUGUCUGUCGUCAGUUCAACUAAAAGCAGACUGGCCCUGCAGCACGGGGAUGGACACGUUGUGGAUUACCUGUCUCAGCCCGUCAUUGACUACAUCCUCAAGAGCCAGCUGUAUAUCAACGCCUCUGGUUAAAGCCUGAGGCGCUGCAGCAAGGCAGCCCCACUGCUCCACUUCCCUCCAGCUCUCCAUCACACUUCUCGCUCUCUGUGUGUCUGUCUCUCUCUCUCUCACAGCCUCCGGCGCGUCCGCCUGUCUCACUCACUGACUCUAGCGCUCCAUAGUGCAGGAAUCUCCAGGGAGCUGUGGCAAACCCCCAAUGGUACACAGCUCGGCAAUCUGCUUUGGAGAACCCUUCCCCUUCAUACACCGGGGAGCAGGGGGUACGGUAAAUAGAGAUGUACCCAGCAUGCUUUAGGGAGGUGGCUCUGGUGUCCACCUUCCCAGCAUGCCCUAGGGAAGUGACCCUGGUGUUCAUCUUCCCAGCAUGCUCCAGGAACAGGGGCUCAGUCUUUUCCCAUCUUACGGCACUUAAGCUAAAUAAAACACGGUGGAUCUUUUUAUUAAUAGUUUUAGUGUGAGCCCCUUGGCCUCGCGACAUGAUGCACUAUAUCUGUGCUUGGCAAUGGGAGAUCCUAACCCACUUGGCUCAAUGCCCAGACUUGGGCUAGGCUGAGAGCGCUGCUCAGGCCACUUAUGGGACAGUUUAGCUUUGAAGUAAAAAAGAACUGUGAAAAUUCUGAAAUGGUUUUCUGAGCUAAGGCUUGGGGGGUGGGGGCAGCGGGGGAAGCACACCUCAGCCUGGCAGCAAUUGCUUCUGCUGUAGAUAAUUAUUCAUUUGGAGGGGCCUCCUUUAAUCUUCACUUGACAUGAACCUGGUCACUCCAGGAUGUCCCUUAAGUGGUCAUGCUGUAUUUGAGUCUCAGAUGGCGGGUACCUGACACUGAUCCUAGAAAGGAACCUGUCAUACCAGACUUGAUCACAGGAACUCAAAAGCAAAUGGCAGCUGAAGGCCGUGCUUCUCUCAAGCCCAACCAUUAGGUUUUGUAGCAUCACAACAUGGCAGGAUCGGUCCAUGGGAUGCUGACAGGGGGAGAGGCUCUGUAACCUGAUAUUUACCAAAAGUCAAUAAGCGUCUUUCUGAUCAACAGGCAGCAUAUCCUGCUGUGCAUGGAGGCACAGAGGUCUCAGUGAGGUUACAGGGGAUUACAAUGAUAUGUCAAAAGGGGCUGAUGAAUUCAUUAGCAGGGAGGGGGCUGCCAUCAUAGCUAACCCCUGAGCAAACUUGCCUUACGCAGAUGCAGAUGGGUAGAGCAUAGCGCUCAGGGAUGUCAUUUGAUCUAUAGGCACAAGCUGCUCCCUUCAUACUCAACCCCUGGGAUCUACUUGCUGGCACCUCCCUGGUUAGUAUGGUCUCCACUCCUGCCUGCCUCCCUUCCCUCUCAGAGUGUGGGGUUCAAGCUGCCCGUGAGGAGUCUGUUAAACGCAGGCUAUUCACCCUGCGAGCUCUGCAACUUGCACCUUCCCCCGUCUCCCGCAUGCCUCUCUUGGGACAAACCACUCUUGUGCUUUGCUGUCCGGGGCUGCGGUUGUAGCACAUUGGGCCAAAUGCCGGCAAGGGGAACAGAUGCAAGGGGGACCUACACUGGCCAAGCAAUGCUGAGAUGGGUUGGAAAGAGCAGGGAUGUUUAAGAGGCACAAAGGCCCCAUACUGGCCCCGGCAAGCAGGCUGCAGUGCUGGGUACCACUGACUCGCAGAGGGCUCCCAGCCCUGUGACAGUGCAUGCGCUGGAGUUAUUGCAUCCUUAGAGAGGAAGGCAAAGCCCAGCUUUAGGGUUUGUCCUUCUGCUUUUCCAAUUAGCCCUUUUACUUGGAGUUUAGCUGCUUGUCUUUAGUUCUCAGACACCUGCCAUUACUUCCCUGUUAUGCUUGUGCUAACCUGGGCUGUUUCAACCCGAUUGCAUUCCUGUAAGAAGGCACUGUAGCUAUUCUGCGCGGGGUUCUCUGCAUUCCCAUCCAGGUGCCAUGAAAAGCAGGAGGGCACUAGAAUCCCACCAAGGGAACUUGCUGCUUGUGCCCCUCAGAGGGCUGUGAUCCCCCCCAGGGAGAGGGAGCAUUUCAGGAAAGGACCUUAAAGCAAAAGCCCUUAAAGGGUUGCAAUGAAGCACAACCUGCUCCAGUGGAAGCUUCAAAGAGAAGACGCUGCACUAGAUUUGGUGACCCGGUGCUCCACACGGCCACCUUGCUUGCUGUGAACUCACUAUGGCCUGUUACCAAGAGAAGCCAGAGUCCAGGAAGGCGUCUCUGUCAUGGCAAACUGCUGCUGUCAGCCCUUCAGCCAGAAAAACAUAUGUAGCAUUUGUAAAUUCACUGCAGUUUAUCGUGCUUUAUAAGACGUCAAUGAUCAGUCCUCAGAGGUAGGUAUUGUCACCCCAUUUCACAGAGGGAAAAUCAGAAGUCCAGAGGUUAAGUGAUUUGCCCAAAGCCCAGAAAAAAAUCAGUGUCAGAGCAGGGAUUAGAACCCAGGAAUCCCUAGGCCACUGCUCAGACCACUAGCCCAUUCCUGUCCUAUUGGAAAGGCAACAGGAUCAUCAGUGGUACCACCAGCAAGAUUUCUCUUCCCAGGCUUUACCCCCACCUGGAAAUGUUAGUUCAGGAAUUGUCACUGUUGCACUGAAGUUUCCCAUGACAAGCAGAAAGGUAGGAAAGGGAGUGGGGAGAUUGGACUGGUUUUGCCAGACUCCGAUUUCUCUGCUCUUCCUGCCACUCAUGGCACCAACGUGUAUGUCCAGGUGGGCACCAAGUCAACUCAGAAUCCAUGAGGGCUGAUGGGAGCAGGUAGGAAACGUGUAUAGUCACCUGUUCUUCAGGGAUGUCUCCAUCUGGAGUUCCUGCUGCUAGCACCCACUGCUCUACAUACUAGCCUGGGGGAACCUGGAAUGAGCAGCCUUCCUGGGGGCCCCUGCUCACACACACUGCAGGUGGAUAUAAGGGGCACGGUCAUUUUGUGGGGGAGGGAGGGGAAGAGUUCUCUAUCUAUACAACGUCCGUAGCUAAGCUCUUCUAGACAAACUGUUCUUACUACCCUGGGUGGGUGAAGCUUUUCAUGAGCUCGGACUCACACACAAGCUAUUUCAGAGAAUAGCAACGGCUACUUGCCAGAACCUACUGCACUUCUCCACUCCAAGCUGGAGGAGAUAAAGCAAUCAAUGUCUAGAAUGAGCCACCAAGACACAGCAAGGGAAUAAACUCAGAGAGAAGAGGCUUGCCCCUGAAGUGGGAGGUAGGACAAUUGCUCUUAACUGAGGGAAGAUGGAGAAAGGAAAUAAAAAGGAAUUAAGAAAGUGUUUAUAAGAGUCAAAAAGCUCUCGAUCCCCCCGCUCCUUCAGGUGACCAAAGGGUGUGAGAUAGGAAGCAGGCCAGUUUUCGAUCUCAUCCAGUUUAGGACGGCAUGCCUUAGAAACAUAGCAUUGUGGUAUGGAUGAUGAAUAUACUAUGUCUUACUAGUCUUAUCUAUGCCUUCAUUUAUCUGCUCAGUAAAACUCAUGGUACGGGGGGGAUGGGGGUGUAGCAUAUCUUUGGAGUGGACUGUCGAACUGUUGGGAUCAGUUUGGAUUUGAUCCUGGGGUUGGCGCGAGCAGUCGCGCUUCCAUCUCUAACCCAUGCAACAAGGGUUGGCAAGGAAGGGGGUUUUUUUCAGUGUAUGAGGGGGAAAGAGGGUGGGAUGGUCCUUGAAUCUGCAAUUUUAAUAACACAGUUUUGCUUUAUUGAAAUGAAUAAAAAAAGUUUUAAAAGAAAAAAAAAAAACCUCAAUGGGUUGAAGUUGCCAUGUUGCCAAUUGCAUCUUCGUGAAAGAGUUUGGAGUUGGAUUUCUGUUGCUAAAAGUGGUCGACAAAAAAAAAAACCCAAAACAAAAAACCCCCACCCCUUUAUCAGC